UCCAGAUGGAAUCCCAGUUCCUGCAUCUGCUUAAGCAGGCACUUUAAUCUGCUGAGGGUUUCACUGUGGUCUAUACUAGCCUUGGACUCACUAUGUAGCCCAUGCUGACCUGAAACACAUAGAUUCUCCUGUCUGAUGUUCCCAACUGCUGAGCUUACAGGUCUAAUGAUACAGUAAAAAAUGUAGCAAAAGAAAGAAAAAACUUCAAGUUAAAUAAAGUUUCUAAGGAUAUAAAAGAUGGCAAGUCCAGAUAGAAGUAAGCGGAGGAUAUUAAAAGCCAAAAAAACAAUGCCUACAAGUUGCCGGAAACAAGCAGAGAUCCUGAAUAAGUCGAAGACUAUUGAAGUCCUGAAAACAACAGUUGAGAAUAAUGUUCCAAAUGGUAAUCAGAAUUCAAGUACUGAAGUUAUAACUAGAGAAUGUAGACAUCCUGAAAGUGUUGAUUCUUCAUUGGACUCUAUGAUAAAUUCUGCAUUUUUACUAAAAAGUAUAGGAUUCCCUCAGAAAUUAAUAAAACCUGUAGAAAAAGUUGUUGAUUCAGAAACAAGAUUUGAACAUAUUGGUGAACAACUUACAUGUUCUUUCAAGAAGCCAAGAAAAGCAGUAGAUUCUCCCAGCCAAUUCUGUAGACAAGACGUAAAAGAGAAAUGGAGUACUUCUGAAACUCAUUUUGAAUAUAAGGCAAAUGUAACAUCAUCCUUUUUUCAAAAUGAACAGAACUCUAAUCUAAAAUCUAUUUGUCAUUCACCCAUUAUUUUGAGUGAUGUAGCUCAGAAUCCCUUCGAUGACAACGGAAUCAACAAGAUACCUUCCAGUUUAGAAAUAAACUCCAAUUCAGAGUCACAUGAUGAAAAGCAAAGUGACAUUUUAAGUUCAAACUCAUGUUGUGUGCCGGCUGCAAAAAUGCCUAACUUGAUGAAUGUAGUUAGUUCCAGCAACUGUGCUGCUAACACUUUGAAAACUAAAGAAUCCAGUGGAACCCAACACUCUAGCAUUUCAGACUGUGAAAAUGUAGACUCAAAGCAGCAGUGCUUACUCAACACUGAGGAUAAUAACAGCCACAAUCAAAAGAAGAUGUGUUCAGAAAACAAAGAAAAUGUUAAGCACAUGAAAACAUCAGAGCAAAUUAAUGAAAAUAUUUGUGUCGCUCUGGAAAGGCAAACAGCAAUGCUGGAACAGGUCAGACAUUUGAUUCGACAGGAGAUCUGUGGUAAAGAUUUCAAACUAUUUGAUAAAAAAGUGAAAGAAUUGAAUGAACGCCUUGGGAACACACAGUGCAGGAGAAAGCAUGAAGCAGUAGCUGGCGAGCUCUUUUCAAAAGUAGCAAAACUUCAAAGACAUGUUAAAGCAAUCUUAGCAUUUCAGAGGAAAUAUUUGGACUCAAACACAUUAUCCAGUAAUCCCCCCUUUAAGAUUGGAAAUUCAGAGACCGUGACUUUGGAUAAGAAUGGAGAGUCAGUUAAUAGCCAAGAUGAACGAAUGACUCCUGUGAACUGUGAACCUACCAGUCCUUCAGAAAAAGCAAGUGAAAAACUUAGUUUGUUGUUGGAUGGUGUUGAGUUUGUUUCUGAAAGUAACGAUGAUGUUAUGUUGAUUUCUGUGGAAAGUCCUAAUUUGACAACUCCAGUUUCAUCAAAUUCAACAGACUCUCAAACCGUUUCAUCAACAAAUUCCAGCAAGUCACCUAAUAAUAGAAAUGAAGUUACGGCUCCAGAGAAGAAAGAUGAUUUUGUUAUUGAUCUGACAAAAGAAGGCCUGUCCAAGUGCAACACAGAAAGUCCAGCAUUUACCUUGGAGUCACUUUCCAAACCAGCUUUAAACUCAAAAGAAACAAACGUAGUGGCAGAAGAUGCAACCGAGGAUUUGGAUUCCUUUGAGCACCUGCCACCUCUCCCAGAACCAUCACCACCACUGCCUGAACUGGUUUGCAAAAUUGGAGACACCCUCCCUCCCCAGAAGCCCGAGCUAAAAGUGAAGUGGGUGCUAAGACCUAUGGGCAUUGCCCUAACCUGGAACAUCACCAAGAUCGACCCCAGGUGUGCUCCUGUAGAAAGCUACCACCUCUUCCUAUGCUAUGAGAAUGCGAAUAGCAAGUUGACUUGGAAGAAAAUAGGAAAAGUUAAAGCUUUACCACUCCCAAUGGCCUGUACUUUAUCAGAAUUUUAUGCUUCUAAUAGAUACUAUUUUACUGUCCAGUCGAAAGACAUAUUUGGUCGUUAUGGACCAUUUUGUGAUAUAAAAUCAGUUCCUGGUUUUUGUGAUAACUUGACUUAAAAGUCUUUAGUAAUUAUAUGUUGUGUUUGAAAUGUUCUGUUUUUCAUAUUUGAAUUGUUCACAAUGUUUACCAUUUCACAGAGUCAGAUUGUGAACCCCUGGGGAUAGUCCUGUGCCUUUUACUGUAAUUAACUUGUUUCAUCAGUUUCUGACUUGCAUGGAUUUCCAAUGUUUGUGUUCUCAAAC
Octodon degus (degu) is the source of this 2460-nucleotide messenger RNA. RefSeq names its product activating transcription factor 7 interacting protein 2 (gene Atf7ip2). The transcript is spliced from 12 exons. Gene Ontology annotation, molecular function: transcription coregulator activity; protein binding. Gene Ontology annotation, biological process: regulation of DNA-templated transcription. The record is from RefSeq and is a predicted model, not a curated record. Bases 238 to 2274 code for a protein of 678 amino acids. NCBI's taxonomy places the organism in Eukaryota, Metazoa, Chordata, Mammalia, Rodentia, Octodontidae. Gene Ontology annotation, cellular component: transcription regulator complex; nucleus.